AUGAGUUCUAUGAACUCGCGCUUCAAAGCCUUGGGUUUUGGAAAACGUCGAUCAACUGCCAGCAUUCAAGGACCCGAGACGCCGGCCCAGCAACCACCCUCGCAAUCCGGCACCCCUCCUCCCGCUGGUCCCCCCUCGCAGAUCCCACCCGGCCCGCCCCAGCUUCCACCCGUUUUUGCCAACGUUCGCCCUGCUGCCGGUCCUGCGCCCUCGAUCGCCUCAAACUCCUCCCAACAGAGCCUGCCAAUGAAUCAUCCGGGCGCCGGUCCUCGCCCGCCUAGUUAUACGGCAAACUACCCUCCCCAAGGCGGUCCUCCUCCCCUCGGUCGCCAGAGCCCUCUCAACCAAGGUCAGACUCGCACUCCUCCAUCGCAAAUGAUUGGCGGUCCACCUCCGAUCAACACGGGCGCCCAGGGCGUCACCGGCUACCCGCCGCCCAUGGGUGGCCCUCCGCCUGGUGCUGGUGGUCCUCCGGGCUAUGCUGGUGCCCAAGGAUACCCGCCUCCAGGCCCUCCCCAGCCGCAGGGUAACAUGCCCCUUGGUGGUCCAUACCAAAGAAGUGCUGCCGCCGAGGUUGAAGGUAACAGCAGGAGCAAGGCACAAUUGAUUGUCGGCAUUGAUUUUGGCACAACCUUCUCUGGUGUUGCCUUCGCAUUCGCGACAAACAACGAGGCAAAGGAGGAUAUCAUUACUGAAUGGCCUGGUGCUGGUUCAUAUACAAAACAAAAGAUUCCCACUGUCCUAUACUACGAUCAAUACCAAAAGGUAGUCGGAUGGGGCCCCGAUAUCGCCGAUGCGCUUGCACCAACCGGAUACCCUAAACCGGGCGUGCAAAAGGUCGAGUGGUUCAAGCUGCAGUUGAUGCUGUCAGGCAACACCUAUAUCGACCCCAUCAACCUGCCUCCUCUGCCUCCAGGCAAGUCGGAAAUCGACGUUGCCGCCGACUACCUCUUCAAGCUUCGCCAGGCAAUGCGCUCGGCCCUUCAAAAGACCUUGGGCGAGGUGUUCAACCGAGAGGAGCGCAACAUCCGCUACUACCUGACAGUCCCCGCCAUCUGGAACGAUGCUGGUAAGGCUGCGACAAGGGCGGCCGCUAUCCAGGCCGGUUUCCUUCGCGAUGAGAAUGAUAACAGGUUGACCCUGGUCAGUGAGCCCGAGGCUGCUGCGCUGUUUUGCUCCAAAACCGGUCUUCUCAACCUCAAGGUACAUGACGCUGUGCUGAUUGUCGAUUGCGGUGGUGGUACUGUCGACUUGAUUGCCUACGAGGUUGAGGAUGAGAACCCAUUCACAGUAGCCGAGUGCACUGCAGGGUCCGGAGAUUCCUGCGGAUCCACAGCACUCAACCGUAACUUCAGCAACAUCCUGCGCACCAAGAUUCGCAAGAUGAAGCUCCCUGAUGGCUCAAAGACUGCUGGUCGUGUAUACGCCAAGUGUAUCAUGGACUUCGAGAACCGCAUCAAGGCCGAUUUCCGUAACAACGGACAGAAGUGGGCCGUCGACGUCGGUAUCGAGGCCGAGUUCCCCGAGGCAGGCAUCGAGGAGGGUUACAUGACCUUCACCAACGAGGAGAUUCUGCAGUGCUUCGAGCCUGUCGUUAAUCGCAUUCUUGAGCUCGUGCGCAACCAGAUCAUUGCCAUCCAGGCCCAGAACAGGACGCUUCAAAACAUCUUGGUGGUCGGUGGUUUCGGUGCAUCCGAAUAUCUCUUCCAGCAGAUCAAGUUGCACGUGCCCCCACAGUUCCAGUCCAAGGUUGUGCGGCCCAUGGACUCAGUAGCUGCCAUCGUGAAGGGUGCAGUCACUGCCGGUAUCACAGAGCGAGUCAUUACACACCGUGUUGCGCGACGACACUAUCUUAUGGCAACGCUGCAGCCGUUUAAGGAAGGCUACCACCCCGAGGCGUAUCGUGUCCCGUCCCUCGAUGGGAAGGAUAGGUGUAAAUUCACCCGGCAGAUCUUCGUUCAAAAGGGACAAAAAGUCAAGAUUGGGGAGCCGGUCAAGGUUUCGUUUUUCAGGCAGGUCGCGCCGGGCGCAACGCUCAUGUACGAGGAUAUUCUGUACGCCUGCGACGACGACGUUUGCCCGGAGUACACCAAGGACCCUCGUAUCAAGGAGGUCGUUACCCUCACCUCGGACCUUUCGCGCAAAAACCUAGAGAAGGACUUUGAGCGCAUGGAUACGCCGCAGGGAACAUUUUACAGGGUGUACUUUGACAUUUACCUGACUCUGGAUGGUUCCGAGUUUAGCGCCGAGUUGGUAUGCCAAGGAGAGGUCAUGGGACGGUGCAGAGCUCGAUUCCGAUAG
This is a messenger RNA of Pyricularia pennisetigena, 2301 nucleotides long. RefSeq lists its product as uncharacterized. Gene Ontology annotation, molecular function: ATP binding; ATP-dependent protein folding chaperone. The transcript is spliced from 4 exons. The coding region runs from base 1 to 2301 and encodes 766 amino acids. The record is from RefSeq and is a predicted model, not a curated record. Lineage: Eukaryota; Fungi; Ascomycota; Sordariomycetes; Magnaporthales; Pyriculariaceae.